CAGAGCAGCAGCAGGUCAGGGACGCCGUGUGCCGGCCGGACCGGGCCGUGCCAGAGCGGGAGCUCAGGGCGGCGGAGAUGACAGCCAGUCUCCCAGGACAAAGAAUCCAGUGCAAAGCAGUCUCCCCUCUUGCUCCAGGGGGACAACACUGAAAAAGAAUAUGCAGGGGGCAGCUUGUGCUGACAUGGAGCUUGUGUCCUCCAUGAUGCAAAAAAUCACUCUGCUGGAACAAAAAAUAGAGAAACAAACAGAGGAAAUCCAACUGCAGGGCAAGAGGAUUGCUGAACUUGAAGAGAAGAUGAAGACUCUUCAGAAAGAGGAAGAUGCUCCUGACUUAUACACCACAGAGCAGCUGGAAAUUAGGUGCCUUCAGCUGCAGACCCAGGUCUGGGAGAUGGAGCAGUUCUUAAAUGACUAUGGACUGAUUUGGGUUGGAGAGAGACAUGAACAGACAGAAGAUUUAGAAUCACCCAAGGAUGAAGAAGAGCUGCCAGCAAGGAGCCUCUGGAAGCCAGGUGAUGCAGGAGUUGCCAGGCCCCAGGUUGACUUUGAUUUAAUCCUGGAGAAGGUGCAGGCUCUGAAUGCAGUGGCUGGGGAAGGCCCUUGGCGAGUGGAGCACGGGCCGGGGGGUGCGCGGCUGCAGCGGCCACAGGCCCUGCCCCUGGCGCUGUUCCGAAACGGCAUCGUCGUGGCCAACGGAGCCCUGCGGCCCUACGAGCACCCAGACACACAGCAAUACCUGCAGGACAUCAUGGAUGGUUAUUUCCCUUCAGAGUUGCAGACGUGCUACCCAGAUGGUGUCCCCUUGCAGGUCACUGACAGAAGGGACGUGGUAUUUCAGCAGAAACACCUUCCAGGGAGUUUUCCUGGCCAUGGCCAAGUGGUUGGCCAUUCAAAAUCCAGUGAGGUGCAGGAAACCACCACAAUUCCAGGCCUCAAGCUCUCCUCAGAGCAAUGCCUCAGCAGGCUUCCCAAGCCCUCAAAACAUGAAGUGAUGGAUAUCCAAGACUCACCCCAAGCAGCAGAGCAGGACUCUGACGGGGAGCGGAGCAGCAGAGAGAUCCUGGUCGAGACACACAGGCUGUCUGCCCUGGAGAGGGUGAAGACAGCUGAAGGGGCUGAAGCCUCUGCCCCUGCUGUCUGCAGCCUCCGCAUCAAAUCCGAGAGCGGGGAGCAGACGUAUGUCGUGAGGAUGCUGCUCACCGAGACCAUCGGGGACCUGCGCCAGCACCUCAGCCACGCCAGGGGUGGAGACUCUGACUCGUAUGAGAUCAUCAGCACCUUUCCCCAGAGAGUGUACACAGACAGCUCCAGGAGCUUGCAGGAAUGUGGCCUGACCCCCAAUGCCUCCCUGCUGCUGCGGAGAAGGGAUCCCUCCCAACAAGAUGGGAAGGGGCUGCAGCCAACUUAAGAGCUCCUGGCACAAGCUGCUUACUGAGAGGAGGAGCUGCCUGGCACCUCUAGCUGCAAUAUAACCUCCCCUGGCUGGGAAGAGAGGAGGGAGGCGUGUUUCUGGGUUUUAUUUCAUUGCGCCAUUACCUGGGAUGGAGAGAAGGGGCAGCAGGUGCCCAGCCCAGCCCUGCUGCCUCACA
Messenger RNA from Colius striatus (speckled mousebird), 1592 nucleotides. RefSeq names its product UBX domain protein 11 (gene UBXN11). Gene Ontology annotation, biological process: proteasome-mediated ubiquitin-dependent protein catabolic process. The transcript has 13 exons. Gene Ontology annotation, molecular function: ubiquitin binding. NCBI's taxonomy places the organism in Eukaryota, Metazoa, Chordata, Aves, Coliiformes, Coliidae. The coding region runs from base 161 to 1411 and encodes 416 amino acids. The record is from RefSeq and is a predicted model, not a curated record.